This is a messenger RNA of Rangifer tarandus platyrhynchus (Svalbard reindeer), 756 nucleotides long. The record is from the annotation of a GenBank genome assembly. Lineage: Eukaryota; Metazoa; Chordata; Mammalia; Artiodactyla; Cervidae.
AUGUCUGCCCUGGACUUGUUCUUUUCUAGUUUUGGGGCUCGGUUUGGAUGUUCACAGUCAGAGAUGGACGCAAAGCUGGCAUCCACACAGGAUCCCGAGUCUUGGUCCUCUCAUCCAGUCUAUGCAAGGUACUGGCAGCAUUACCAUCAAGCCAUGGCGUGGAUGCACAGCCACCAGAUUGCUUAUCAGAAGGCGGUGGACUCAGUCGUCACUUCCCCGUGGUACUGCCCAGCCACUGGCCUUGCCCAGAGUGCUGCUCCCAAGGGUGGCAGAAGCUCCAAGCCUCCCUCAGCCUCUGGGGAUGCCUCCCGCAGGUGUUCACGUCCUGGCAAGCCGGGACCACAACGAUGCAGCACAGAAAAGCCAGCCCAGGUCGCAGAGGACAACGAGAGCGAGUCCGACGAUGGCGGCAUAGUGUGCGACCUGAGCAACAUGGUGAUCACGGACGAGCUGCGCCAGUACUUCGCGCAGACUGAGCGGCACCGGGAGGAGCGCCGGCGGCAGCAGCAGCUGGACGCAGCGCGCCUGAAAGACUACGUGAAUGCUGACCAUGGCCUGUACUGUGACAAGCGUGGCCGCUCCGCGCUGCCCCCAACCGAGCGACCUGGAGAGCGGCGCCAGGCUGAGAUGCAGCGCCUAUAUGGGGCCAGUGCCACCAAGAUCCAGGCUAUGGAGACCGCCAUGCAGCUCAGCUUUGACAAGCACUGCGACCGCAAGCAGCCCAAGUACUGGCCUGUCAUCCCACUCAAGUUCUGA